Symbiodinium pilosum is the source of this 730-nucleotide messenger RNA. Lineage: Eukaryota; Dinophyceae; Suessiales; Symbiodiniaceae. The record is from the annotation of a GenBank genome assembly.
GCACUCGCCUGGAGCGCCCACAACAGCGAUGCCUCAGCACUCCGACACCGGUGAGCUUGACAUCACAAGCAUCACAGAGCAAGUCUUGGAGUUUGAUAAGAAGCUGAAAGAGCUGCUAGAGAUCUGCAACAUGCGCAGAAAUGCCCACCACAAGCUGCGCACGGCUUAUGAGCUAGAGACCUGCAACAACCUCGAGCGAGAGCAGGAGAACCUCAAACUGGCUGAUCGCUUGCGGGAGCUUGAGCCCGCGCUGGGCAAGAACCAUGCGCUGCAGCAGGCCAAGCUCAACCUUGUCACUCAGCUUGGGGAGGAGGAAAGUAAACGCCAGAAGCUUGAGGAGGAGUCCCGCGAGCUCCGGAGCCGGUUGCGAGAGGCCAGGCUUCAGGGCGUGCACGAUCGCGCACUCAUCUCUGAGCUUCUUGAAGCUCAGCACGCGCAGCCCACACAGUGUCGCAAGCUGGAAGCAUUCGAUGCUUGUUGCCAGACGGAUGGAGAGGGCGACAAUCAAGAUGGAAGCGCUGAGGAGCCCUUCGAUAUUGAAGAAGAGUUCGAUUGCAAUUGGGCAGAGGUCCUGUAUGGAGCUGGCGUGCAGGUGGGUGCAGAACCGCCUACGCAAUGUUCGGUGGAGAUCUCCCGCCACGCAACUUUAGCAAGAGAUGUUUUUGAUGCAGAGGUGGCCCCGGGCAAUGGUGACUCCUCUGCAAAUGCGGCGGCAGAAACCACGCUGCAG